Molecule: messenger RNA, 3048 nt
Organism: Peronospora farinosa
Lineage: Eukaryota; Oomycota; Peronosporomycetes; Peronosporales; Peronosporaceae
Source: the annotation of a GenBank genome assembly
AUGGGCAAUACCGCUACAAAAGACGUCUCUAGUAUGUCACGACCAGCAGUAGCUCCAGCCACUGAAGAGUCAGCAUCAGAUCCUUCAUUCCGUGUCCUCUCAGCCACUCAACGUGCUAUUACCUUCGAUGAACGGGUGCAUCUUCGCACAAAUACUAAAGCUCAUGCUGAUCAUGUAACGCUCGGUCUUGACGUCAUGUCGGACGAAUUUCGACCGUUACAACGUGCUGCGACCUUUGACCAUCGUCUACGUACCCAAAAGCAGCUCUUAACAGCAUCUGACGUGAUGCAUCGUCGCUAUUUUAAUGCACGUGAGCGACGUGUUAGUAAAAGUGCCGAUCGCAAUUUGUUUCGUAUCGCUGAGAGUGAUCGAGAACGUCAAGAGGCCAUUGUCAUUGUGGAUCCAUAUACUACAGGCAUGACGAUGGCUGAGAAGGUCUUGGAACGUGGAUAUCUUUGUAUCUGUGUCUAUUCCGACACACUUGAAGUGACACAGGAGCGUAUUGCACACGUACCAAACGACUUGGCUGCCAAGUUUCUAGCGAUUAUCUACCAUAAUGGAGAAGUAGAACGUGAAGAUGAGGAUCAAGCACUGGAGGACACGGCAGCAGCAGUGCGUCACGUCAAGAAUGUCGAUAUUAUCGGCAUCUUUGCUGGUGCUGAAACGGGCGUCUUGCUCGCUGAUAAACUGUCAGAGCACUUUAAGCUCACGACUAAUGGUACAAAAGGCUCAGCUGCUCGACGCAAUAAAUAUUUGAUGGGUGAGAAGGUCCGUGCAGCCGGAAUACGAGCUGUGGCUCAAGUACAAGCGACCAAAUGGUCACAGGUCGAGUCUUUUGUCAAUGACAGCCUUGUGCCGAUGCUUCAAGGCGGAGACUUUAAGGUUAUUGUAAAACCUGUGGACAGUGCGGGAAGUGACGAUGUCAUGCUGUGUCAGUCAAUGGAUGAAGUUCGUCUUGCUUUUGGAAACAUUCAAGGCAAGAUCAAUGGAUUGGGACUCGAGAAUCAAGCGACACUGGUGCAAGAGUAUUUAGACGGUAUUGAGUAUGUCGUGGAUACGGUUAGCCGCAAUGGCGUGACGAAGGUUGUGGCUUUGUGGGAGUAUGACAAGCGUGCGGUGAAUGACGCGCCGUUUGUAUACUAUGGCGUCUUGCUGCGGGCUGCUCCUGAUGGUUCUGUGUUGGCUAAGGUAUCCGAUUAUGUUCUGAAGGUGGUGGAUGCGCUGGAAAUCGUGCACGGACCUGCACAUGCGGAAGUCAAGGUAGUGAGAGGUGAACCGUGUCUUGUAGAAAUCGGCUCCCGCUGCCACGGUGGAUCUGGAUCGUAUCUGCCUAUUGUGACUCCCUGUCUUGGCUACAACCACGUGGACGCUGCAUUGGACUCGUAUCUGAACGCUGAAGCGUUUGAACGAUUGCCAGAGCGUCCGAAGGAGCUUAAAUCUUAUGGCUGCGAAGCAAUGCUCGUGUCGUAUGAGACUGGAAAGCUUGCGGGUUACCCAGGCAAGGAGGAACUAGAGAAACUACCGUCUACAGUGUCCACGGUGUGGUUUACGCAUAUUGGAGACGAGCUAAAAGCCACAGUCGACAUGUUUACGACGCCUGGCAGUGUCAUUAUGGUCCACGAAGACGAAGAGCAGCUGAAACGUGACUACGCACGCAUCCGCGAGCUGGAACACAAGGGUUUGUAUGCGCUAAAACCCAAAGAAAAAGCUGGUCAAGAGGGACCGCGUGGUUCUGUUGUGGUGGUAGACCCUUUCGCGACGGGGGCUGUGCUCGCACACGAGCUUAUGACUAGAGGGUACGAGUGCAUUUGCGUAUACAGCCAUGACCCAGAGGUUGUCAAGACCGCCGUAAAUUUGGUGCCAGAAGGACUUACGCUGGAGUUUGCGGCUACCGUUGCGUACGAGGGUAGUCUGGAUCAGACUGUCAGUGCCAUUCGCGAGGCUGCGAUGAAGAUUGCCGAGCGACACAAGAAGAAAAGUCACGGUGCAACAACAAAUACUUCGGUGUGUGCGGUGCUCGCUGGUGCGGAAAUAGGUGUCAAGCUGUCAGACGCUCUCACUGAUGCACUCGGGCUAAAGGGUAACCCCAUGGAGCAUUCGCACGCACGACGUGACAAGUAUCUUAUGGGUGAAACGCUGCGUACUGCCGGGCUACGUGCCUUAAGGCAGGUGAAGGCAAACACUUGGGCUGAGGCGGAGGCCUUCAUCAUGCAGGAUCUGAAGCCAGAGCCUUUCCAAGUAGUGCUUAGGCCGUUGGAGAGCGCGGGUACUAAAGACGUGGUGCUGUGCCUAUCGUUGGAAGAAGCUAAGCGAACCUUUGACGGUAUCCUAGGCAAGGUCAAUGGCCUUGGACUCCAGAAUGAUGCUGUUUUACUGCAAGAGUACCUGGAAGGCGACGAGUAUGUGGUUGAUACGGUUAGCCGCAACGGAGAGCACAAGGUGACCGCCAUUUGGAAGUAUGACAAGCGUCGCGUGAACGACGCUGCAUCCGUGUACUUUGGACUGUCAUUGGUGCCUGCCGAGGGUGUUGUGAACGAAGUGAUUGACUACCAGCUCCAAGUUCUCGACGUACUGGGCAUGUGCAAUGGCCCUGCACAUGGAGAAGUCAAGUUUUGUUGUGGCUCUCCAGUGCUAAUUGAUGUUGAUACCCGAUACCACGGGGGUGAGUGCGCUUGGGCGCCUCUCGCUAAUAUUUGCUUGGGAUACAACCAAGUUACUGCUGCCGUCGACAGCAUUUUGGAUGGCGAAGCUUUCGCCAAGCUGGCUGACAGGCCUAGGAAGCUGCUUGCGCACGGUUAUGUGGCCUUGCUAGUGUCGUACAAAAAUGGCGUCUUGAAGAGCAUGCCAGGCAUCGCGAUGAUUGAAAAGAUGCCAGCUUUUCUUAAGAAGGCGAUUUUUGUCGCACCGGGAGACAAUAUGCGUCAGACAGUGGAUAUGUUCACAACGCCAGGUAGCAUUAUGCUUACGCACAAGGACCGUGACGUGCUCGAGCAAAGUCUUGCUCGUAUUCGCGAACUCGAGGUUGAGGGACUUUUCGAGCUGGAGUAG